This is a messenger RNA of Perognathus longimembris pacificus (Pacific pocket mouse), 2025 nucleotides long. It is a transcript of the gene Pxdc1, whose product is annotated as PX domain containing 1. The transcript has 5 exons. Lineage: Eukaryota; Metazoa; Chordata; Mammalia; Rodentia; Heteromyidae. The record is from RefSeq and is a predicted model, not a curated record. Gene Ontology annotation, molecular function: phosphatidylinositol binding. Bases 328 to 1023 code for a protein of 231 amino acids.
GGAGGCGGAAGCGGCCUGGACUCGACGUCGCCGCCUGCGAUGGGAAGUGCCUUAUAAAGCCGCCGCCCGGCUUGGCCUUCGCACUAACCGCGGUGCUGCCCGGAGCGCGGGCCGAGGCUGGGACAAGGCCAGACCUUUUCCCGGACAAACACGGGUCUACGCUGCCCGAGACGCCCCGCACCGCCCUGGGUCCUGAGCAACCUUGGGUUCUAGACUGACCCGCGCGGCCACCCGCCCUCGCGCGGGCGCGCCUCCUGCCGGCGGGCGGACGGGCAGAGACCCGGGGCCGCGGGCGCCGGGGCGGCGGGGGCAUGCCCGGCCCACAGCAUGGCCUCGGCGGUGUUUGAGGGCACGUCGCUGGUGAACAUGUUCGUGCGCGGCUGCUGGGUGAACGGCAUCCGCAGGCUUAUCGUCAGCCGGCGCGGCGACGAGGAGGAGUUCUUCGAGAUCCGCACCGAGUGGUCGGACCGCAGCGUGCUCUACCUGCACCGGAGCCUCGCCGAUCUGAACCGCCUGUGUAAGCGGCUCCGUGACGCCUUCCCCGAGGACCGGCCCGAACUGGCUCGCGUGCCGCUGCGACAAGGGCUGGUAGCCAUAAAGGAUGCUCACGACAUAGAGACUAGGCUCAAUGAGGUGGAGAAGCUGCUUAAGACAAUCAUCAGCAUGCCCUGCAAGUAUUCUAGGUCAGAAGUUGUGCUCACCUUCUUUGAAAGAUCUCCUCUGGAUCAGGUAUUAAAAAAUGAUAACGUACAUAAAAUUCAACCCAGCUUCCAAAGUCCUGUCAAAAUAUCAGAAAUCAUGAGGUCCAAUGGAUUUUGCUUAGCAAACACAGAAACGAUAGUUAUUGACCACAGCAUACCUAAUAGGCAAGACCAGCACUUGGGCGACGAUCCCACAGAGCAUUUGUUUGAAAACAGCAGCGAGUUCACCUCAGAGAUGGAAGAUGGUGAUGACCCUGAGGCCUAUGUCACCAACCUGUCCUAUUACCACCUGGUCCCCUUCGAGACGGACAUUUUGGACUGACUUCUCCAGGGGCCUCCCCUGCUUCAGCCAAUGGCUGCAUGUCCUAAUGCUGUCCACUGGGUGGCCCCAAUGGCAAAAAGCUGUGGGCCCACCCAGAGGUUUUGUCACCACCCCUUGUGAGGCCCAGUGUCCUGCAGUUGGCACUGCAGAGGCUCCUAGUGGCUACAGACUGAUAGUAGGUUCAACAGUGGAAGUCCACACAGCCUGAGGGGUCAUCUUUGGGCUUCUACCACCAGCCUGCCUCUCCCCCUGCCCCCCCCCCCCCCCCAGGACCUACUGCCCUGCUUGGAGUGCCACAGAGCACAUGCUCCAAGUGCUGUCACUGCCUUUUCUUGCUGUCACUGCCUCCAUAGGGAGAGCAUUCUUCUUGGUCUAGGGGCCCUGGCCCCCCUGACUCCCCACCAUUUCCUCAUGUGUCAGAGAUACAAAGCAUUUAGGAGGAAGUUUUGAUGAGUCAUGGCUUCUGGACAACAGGGUCCGGAUGUUCUGGGGUGCAGGGUGUCCCUGGGAACCAGGAUGACUGGUUUCUGUUGUGGUUUUUUAUUCAUCUUCUCCCUGGAAACUAGUUUUUAGAAUAGCAUAAAGGACUGUUCACAGAAGGUCAAGCACAAGUAGAAGUUCUGGCUACAGAGAGGGGAGGUUGCUGGCAAUCAGGUGAACCAUGAACUUGACCCAAGAGAUAAGUGUCUCCUCAAGAGGAAAGGAAUUCUACCCUGGCUGCCAGCCACUCCCAGCCUUUCUGUGCUGGGUAUACACUCUGUCACUACAGCCCAGGGUCUGAAGUUCAAGGACACAGUGUCCUGAUGAAUAGGAAGUGAAGGGAGGCAGGUACAACCCCGGCUGUCCCUCAGCUCAGGGGAAGGUAUGUCAUCCUCGUCUCCUUGUCUACUAAUGACUAAUAUUUGUUAAUGUAAAUAAUAGUAAAUUAUUGAGAAUUCUAAUUCUUUUACAAAGUCUGUUUUUAAUCUAUUUUAAGUAAAUAAAAUCAAUCCUCUACUUUGA